AUGUCACGACACUCAGCACUCGACAACGUCCAGUUUCACUCGGGGAAGGGGACGUCCUUCUCUCCUCUCGACCACGACAUGGACAGGGAGAUGGAGAUGGAGAUGGAGAUGGAGGACGAGCCCCUCUCGGACGACACAGAUGCACAGUCGAUAUCCCUCUCUACUCCACCUCGCUCGCCUACUCAACCGCGCUCGGGAAGACCGAGCUCGACACUUGUACGUCCUGAGCCUGGGACGGGAGGGACGGGGACAGGCGCGUUCUUUAGGGAGCCAUCGCCUGAUCCUGUUUUGCGACAGGAGAUGGAGGACGAGGAGGAAGAUGGGGAGGGAGGGAGAGAAGUACAGAGGGAGAGGCAAAGGGAGAGGGAGAGGGAUACGGAUAGAGAAGUACCAUGGUCACCAGAGUCUGACGCUCUCCCUUCAGCGACAUCCCAAUCCCGUCUGCUCGACUCCCCACGCACUCCCUCCUCUGCUCGUGCCCUCCGCUCCCCAGCGUCCCAGCAACCCAGGACACCGCUCUCCUCCCGCCUCUCGCACAUCCUCACCGGCUCCCCCUCAGUAGCGACCAUGCUCGUCCCCCGACCUCGGCCCGCCAGCCUCCCGCUCGCAUAUACGAAGGGCGAGCUCAUCCUCGGUGUUAUCGUCAUCGAUUUCAAUCAUCUUGUUGGGCCGAAAGUCGAGUUUGCAGUCCCGCCUAGUGUGGGAGCGGACGAGGAGAUGUGUGGUAUACUCCCGUUUUUGGCGUUGCCUGAUGGGGCGCAUUUGAGUAGUGAGGACUAUUGUUAUUUCCACUUGUCGUCAACACACGUCUCUCCCGACGGGACACCGCAGACCGUAUUCGGGAUCUCUUGCAACCGCCAGAUCCAGACGUCCCAGCUCACGAAGAAAGCCGCAGACGUCACCCGCAGCACGGUGCAGAAAGCGGUUGUCGUCCUCGCUUCCAAGCCCAUAUUCGGGCCCAUACGGGACAAGCUAGGCGUUGUCACCCGGGCUUUUUUUAACCAACUGGACUUUGGCCAGACGGAGAUCUUGGUGGAGUUCUACAAGAGCUUGGAGGGGAACCUUACUGGCCAGCUAACGGAGAGCGCACUGUACAUGGGGACGAGUCUGCGGGAGCUGGUCCACAAGUUCAGGCAUAAGACGUUGGUCCUCCUCAAGAUGCUUAUGUUGCAGCGCAAGAUCAUGUUCUUCGGCCAACCAGUAGAGACCCUCUGCACCUACCAAUACUCGCUCGUCUCCCUCAUCCCCGGCCUCCUGGACCACCUCGCCGACUGCGCGACUCCCUUCCACGACAGGCGAGAAAACGACCACGACCGGCCCUCCGAGCUGCGGACAUCUGACCGGCUCUCCCUCCUCCGCUACCUCGGCCUACCCCUCAACGUCUUCGGGAAGAACGCUUUCUUCCAGCCUUACCUCCCUCUCCAGGAAGUGGACAUGCUUCGCUCCGCAUCGUCCUACCUCUGCGGGACGACGAACAACAUCGUCACCCAGCAGCGAGAUAGCAAGCCUGACCUGCUCAUCAAUAUCGAGAGCAUGGCCUUUGAGUUUGCGGACCAGAAGCUAGAGAGGAGCGUGCUCCUCACCCCGGCGGACAGGAAAUGGAUGGACGAGAUCGUGCGGAGCGUGCAGGAGACGUGGGUGGAAGAGGACCCCAGCCGGCCGAGCGGGAUGCAGUUCCUGGGGAGCGACGACUUCCUUCGAUCAAAGUUUGAGGACUAUAUCUGCUCGGCGCUGUCUGCGAUCAAGUAUGCAGACUUCCUCGCCAAGGGGGCCAAGAACGACGUGAUGAUUUCCGGUGCUCCAAGCCCUGCGGAGGUGACACAGCGGUUUGGGGAAUCGUUCAUCGCCGGGUUUAGGCAGACGAGGUGUGGUCAGCUCUGGGACCGUACGACCGAUCCGGUGUUAUUCGACAUCUGCGAGCCGCGGCAUCCGUGUGAUACCACCCCCUCACUAGCGGCGGAUAUCGGCCUCCGGCUUACUGAGGGUUUACAUGAGCUCAAUCUCGAGGAACGGAUGGCCCCUGCGCGGGAAGCGCUCAAUACCGCCUGGACCUCGGGGCUCAAGGCGGCCGAAGGGCUGCAGGCAAAUAUAGCCGCUGGGCUGCAGUCACGAUUUGGGUCUUCGGGGUCUGGGACUGACUUGCCUGCUGGGGGUCAGCAGACGCAACAGUCGCAGCAACAACAGCAGCAGCCACAACAGCAGGGGACACCUCGGCCCGGUACAGGGCUGAGGCAACUGAGCCUCGUGCGAGAAGGUCUGGCACCCGCUUUCCAGCAAGGGGCAAGCGUGGCAACGGAAGGCGCCAAAGGGGUAGCAGGUGUCGUAGGCGGGUGGGGGAGCUUCCUCGCUGGCAGGGUAGGCGCGUUCGCGGGGGGUGUACAAACGCCCACUACGCCGACUGCGCCCACCCCUGUUACUCCUGUUGCAGGGAAGCAGGGUGCGGCGAAAGGGUAUUUCUGGGAAAGGAGGUCGACUGAUGGACUGGCUGCUGGUUCCCCUGCGGGCGGGGGUACGGGCUUGCUGGGUGUGGGGGGAACUCCGAGCGGGCGGGCGAGUAUGGAUAUGCCGAGGGAGAUGAAGGAGGGAAGACCGUCUAGCGGAGAAGGAGCUAGUGUGAGCACGGGGAGCAGCUGGAGCUGGUUAAGCCGCGCGAGCUCGGGUAGCGGGACGAGCGUAGGAGGCUCGGAGAGCAAAGAGGAGACACUGGGUCUGCCUGUUGAGAAGGCCAGCUAA
Messenger RNA from Dacryopinax primogenitus, 2733 nucleotides. RefSeq lists its product as uncharacterized. The transcript has 9 exons. NCBI's taxonomy places the organism in Eukaryota, Fungi, Basidiomycota, Dacrymycetes, Dacrymycetales, Dacrymycetaceae. The record is from RefSeq and is a predicted model, not a curated record. Gene Ontology annotation, cellular component: cytoplasm. Bases 1 to 2733 code for a protein of 910 amino acids.